GAGUUGGCCCACGUGGCCCACGUUGGACCGGUCACUGGUGUGGCCAUCGCUCGGUCAACCCCUUGGUUCAAUGCUAAAUGCGCACACCUUUAGUAUGCCUCCAGUACAAACACUCAAAUUCGAUUCAGAUUCGCUGCGGAUCUUCCCGCGCUUUGUCUGCCCUAUUAGGGCACGGCCAUGGCGCUCUUCGCCGGGGACAAGCUCUACCUCUCGCGCAAUCUGCUGCCACCGGAUGUCAUCGACAGCCUGCACGACAUCCUGCGGCAGCACGGUGCCCAGGUCAACAUCUGCUGCGAUCCAUCCGCGCACUCGUCGCUUGAUUUCCACGUCCUCUUCGCGCCCGACUCGGACAAAGCCCGCUCGUUGCAAGACAAAGGGUGCCAGAUCCUUGGCCCUCAAUGUGUUUUCCAGUGCGCCAAAAUGAGCAAGCCACUUCCCAGGCGACCUUGUACUUGCUGCCUCGCGUUGGAGGGCAUCCGUGUCCACGCAACCGGCUUUGAUGAUUCAAAGCUCAAGUCCAAGAUCGAGUGGCUUGUGACGUCCAUGUGCGGAACUUUGGAUGCCAGCGUCUCUUCGUCCACCGACUUUGUAAUUGCUAAAGGUGUCUCCAGUCCAGCGUAUCAGGUAGCAUGCCAACAAAAGAAGCCUGUUGUUGGUUUGAGCUGGCUGGAACUGUGCUCUCGGGAACACCAGCUUGUCCCUCAUCGACCUCACAAGCUCUCUCCCCUGUCUGGUCUCAACAUUUGUGCGACACAGGUACCCGUUGACGUGCGGGUGCGGAUAGCUGAAGCUGCAAACCAGAACGGGGCAUCCUACUCCCCUAACCUGACCAAGGAAUGCACACAUCUCAUAGCUACCUCGCCCGACGGGGAAAAGUUUUUGGCUUCAAAAACGUGGGGGACGAUCAAGGUUGUUAACCAGGAUUGGCUAUGGCAGAGUUUAGCCUCACAAGUUUGUCUCGACGAGGACUUGUUCCCAGUUACAGUGCAAGCGAGAAAUGACACUAGCGUGGUCGAUGACAUGCCGGAAAGCAUCAGUUAUCAGGUUGUGGCCAAUCAGUGUCAUUCAGGUGGUUUACAGGUUGUCCAGCCUCUGCAAGGAAGCGGCCGGACAGAAGCUGAUUCGUACCUUGCAAACUGUCGCUUCUACAUAGUAGGCUUUCAGCCGGAUGACAUGAAGCGUCUUGUAGAUAUUGUUUUGGAUGGUGGAGCCACAAGGUACAUAGAGCUGAAUAAGACAGUUACUCAUAUUGUUCUGGGAAGUGUAUCCGACAGUGAGGUUAAGAGCGUUCAACGGGCUACUGCAGGAGGUGCAAUACAAGUUGUCACCUCAGCCUGGCUUGAGGAGUGUGCACAAACUCGGCAAGAAAUUGGUGUUGCUAAUACACACGUUCCAUCUCAAAUGCUGCCAGGGAGCCUUAGUUCCGAUGUGCUUCCUCAGAAACCUCACCGUGUGCAGUCCCUCGACAUAUCUCCCGCAACUGCAGUCGUCCUAGAAACUGUUUCUGCUGCAAAUUCUGAUAUGAAGGAACAGAAGGAGAAAGGCGUAUUUUCCGGUGUCACUUUCGCAUUCUUAGAAAAGACCAGUUGUUACGAGGUGAUCAAAAAGGAAAUUGUUGAAGGUAUUAAAGCGGCUGGAGGGGCUUUUGAAGAUGCAUGCAGCAAAGCUGAUUACUUGAUCGGUUUCCACGGUUCUCCAUCACCAAAGCUCAACGUCUCCAUCGUGUCCAUACAUUGGCUACAACAGUGUCUUCUGGAGGGGAAGCUGCUUGACACUAAGGGCCACGUUUUGUACCGUCCCUUACCCUGCAGAAUACCGCUACCUGGUUUUGAGAGCUUCAGACUAUGCAUUUCUCAAUACGAUGAUAAAGAUCGGACAUUAUGCCGUCACCUUUGCGGUCUUCUGGGCGCAAAAUUCAACAACACCUUGACGAAGAAGGUAACGCAUCUUUUGUGUAAAGCGGGGGAUGGAGACAAAUUUCAAGCUGCAGUUCUACUUGGUAUUCCGGCUGUCACAAUCGAGUGGCUUUACGCUUGUGUUGGCCAGAACGCAGUGGUUUCUCUUGAAGACUACUCAGUGCAAGCUCCUCCUUCAGGUCGCUCUUGCAUAGAAGUGGUGACACAGAAAAGUCGCUCCGAAGGAAUUUGCUCAGGGAAGAGGAAGUCAUCUAACAGCAGGAGCUCUGAUACUUGUAAACGGCCAGCUGCGUGUGAUGAAGGUGGUUUUGACGCCUGGGAAGUGCUGACCGCUAGCUGGUCAACGACUGGUGCGGAAAGUAAUCGUCCAGACAUAGCAAAACACACACAGGCUACACUUGGUGGCCACGCCAAAGACUUAUCUCAGUUGGGGGUCGAGAUUGAGGACAGUAUGCCGUCUCAACCAGAUGUCGCGGCUGCCAUUGAAAAUCUUUUGGCUCAAACAGGCAAGGCUAAAUGGGAAGGAAAUCUAUCAGGAGAAGAGGAGAACGAGUACGACGUAUCCUUUUGUUUGAAAUGUUUAUGCGCUGCAAACCUUGACGGUUGUCAGCUCCUUUCUGAAGCUGCUGUCAGGGAUAAAGGAAGCCUUCCGUCUGAGAACGCAAAGGCGGGAAGGGUCCUUGAGCAUGAAGGCGAUUCAAAUGCAUUAAGUAAUGGUGGCGACAGUGGGCAUGAGGAGUUUCAGAUUGAGUCACAGAUUGUUGCGUACGAUGAAGAUCACUCCGGAAAGCAGAUGAUCAUGGAGAGGGUACGAGCGGGAUCAACCACAAACAUCAGCUGUAGAAAGACAAAAAGUUCGAAAAGUUUUGCAUUGGGUCGGCUCUUUCAAGCUGCAGAGGCCAACAAGUAGCUGCCACGCAACAGGUGGAAACGCAGUCCAUUUCCAUGUCAGCUUAGACAUGUUUACACUCCUGGCCAGUUCAUUUUCUGGAAUCUUUCAUGUCACUUGUCAUGACGAAAUCGACGUCUGCAUUAAGGGUGA
Selaginella moellendorffii is the source of this 2958-nucleotide messenger RNA. RefSeq names its product DNA topoisomerase 2-binding protein 1-A. Gene Ontology annotation, biological process: mitotic G2 DNA damage checkpoint signaling; DNA replication initiation; mitotic DNA replication checkpoint signaling. The transcript has 18 exons. NCBI's taxonomy places the organism in Eukaryota, Viridiplantae, Streptophyta, Lycopodiopsida, Selaginellales, Selaginellaceae. Bases 178 to 2826 code for a protein of 882 amino acids. The record is from RefSeq and is a predicted model, not a curated record.